AAGCCCAUUGCCCACCAACUGCACGUUGCGGUCGAUGCUGUUAUAUAAGCCCCACGUUUCCCGCGUCUCUAGCUUCUUCUCAUACUAGUGCAACGCAGCAUCAUAUUUCCUCUGAACUAAAGCUAGCGCCUGAGAGAAACCUUACGGUUCAUCUUGGUUGGAUCGAUCAGUCACGAUGGCUUCCGGCGCCGGUUCAUGCUGGGCCUUGGUGGUGCUGCUCCUCGUUGCCCGCGCCUUCCCGGCGGCCGCCACCAGCUUCACCGUCGGCGGCAAGUCCGGCUGGACGAUCGGCGUCGACUACACCACCUGGGCCAGCGGCAACACUUUCAAAGUCGGCGACAGUCUCGUGUUCAACUACGCCAAGGGGCUGCACACGGUGGCGGAGGUGAGCGCGGCCGACUACCUGGCGUGCGCGGCGGCCAACGCGGUCGGCUCUGACGGCAGCGGCGCGACCACCGUGCCACUCAAGACCGGCGGCAAGCACUACUUUAUCUGCACCAUCACAGGCCACUGCGCUGGCGGCAUGAAGCUCGAGGUGACCGUCUCCGGCUCCGGCUCCGGCUCUGGCUCCUCGCCGUCAACCCCGAUGCCCACCCCGACCACGCCGUACACGAGCCCGACCCCGACCCCGACGACGACGACGCCGACCACGCCGUACACGACCCCUACAACGCCAUACACGACGCCGACGUCUCCAGCGUGCACUGGCACCACGCCUGGCGCGACGCCGCUGACACCGGUGACCCCAGGCACCAUGCCGUUCUAUUAUUACAAUGGCGCCGCCGGGCUCGCGCCGGCGUCGUGGGCUAGCUUUGCUCUGGUUUGUGCCGCGGUUGUGCAGCUCGGACUGUUAUGAACUAGCGAGGCUAGCCCAGGAUGAAGGCCGUGGUCUUAUAUAUAGGUCACCUUGUGAGUGUGUGCAAUUAAUGUGUUAAUUUGUUCUUUGUUGUGGUCGUGCAGACGAGGUUCCAUUAAUUGCCGUCUGCUAGUACCCAAAUCUAACAUAACUACAAUAUGCCCAUGAAAAA
This is a messenger RNA of Aegilops tauschii subsp. strangulata, 1028 nucleotides long. RefSeq names its product chemocyanin. NCBI's taxonomy places the organism in Eukaryota, Viridiplantae, Streptophyta, Magnoliopsida, Poales, Poaceae. Gene Ontology annotation, molecular function: electron transfer activity. The record is from RefSeq and is a predicted model, not a curated record. Gene Ontology annotation, cellular component: plasma membrane.